Rhagoletis pomonella (apple maggot) is the source of this 4571-nucleotide messenger RNA. Its product is annotated as tyrosine-protein kinase hopscotch-like. The transcript is spliced from 15 exons. Bases 309 to 3845 code for a protein of 1178 amino acids. Gene Ontology annotation, molecular function: cytokine receptor binding; ATP binding; non-membrane spanning protein tyrosine kinase activity. Gene Ontology annotation, cellular component: cytosol; cytoskeleton. The record is from RefSeq and is a predicted model, not a curated record. Gene Ontology annotation, biological process: cytokine-mediated signaling pathway; peptidyl-tyrosine phosphorylation; hemopoiesis. NCBI's taxonomy places the organism in Eukaryota, Metazoa, Arthropoda, Insecta, Diptera, Tephritidae.
UCCAAAAUGGCGGAAAUCUGAUAAAACGAAAAGAAUUCAGAAAAGCUGCGAUUCACGGCAAAAUUAUUUCCAGCGGCAAUUUUUAUUCAUUAACUCGUCGAGAAGUAAAAAAAAAAACUAUUUUUAUUAGCUCAGAUUUAUAUCCUGCAAUUAUCUAUAUCCUGCAUAUAGAGUAGGCAAUACUAUGAAUCAAGGACUACCAAGAAAGUAGAUGUGAAUAUGCAAAGUUGUGUAUUGCAAAAAAGGGAAGGAAUUUGUUGCAAGUGUAACAUCUAAAAGAAGCUGCAUUUGGCUAACUUCGCCUAUUAAUGAAACGUUUAUUGGGCGAAAAGUUUGAAAUUUCUCGUCGGAUUAUGAAUCAAGCUUCCAACGCAUCUGGUACAACACAUACCACCAUCACUUUGUUGGAUACCAGUAGUGCCUCUUUUUCCAUGGGAGGCGGGAGUUCGAUACAUAGCAACGGAGAAAUCAGUAUUGGCGACCAUGCGGAUGUGUCCAAUUCAACAACGUCUUCUCAGUCAACAGCUUCCUCUGCGAGGGCGUCGGGUCAAGCCACAAAUAAGAUCUUUAACUACAAAGACCAAAAGGAUAUUGAAUACGCUAAUUCACUAACUUGUGAGGACAUUUGCUUUUCAAUGUGCCGCCAGCUUAAAAUAUUACCGACAACUCGCUUAUUAUUUGGACUACGGGUACUGGAUUCGGAAAAUGAGUGGGCGAUUCCCGGCCUUAGUUUGAGGCCAGGUGUACGUUAUUGCUUUCGAAUGCGGAUCAAAGUUCCGAAUAUGGAUACCCAAUUAAAAAACCUGGAUAAGGAGGCUUAUGAGUAUUUGUAUUGGCAAAUUCGUUAUGAUAUAGUAAACGAAAAAAUUCCUGAAAUACGCCAUCCAGAAAAAAAGGAUAAUGUGAUGGGCUUUGCUGUUAUGGAUAUGUCCAUCGAUUUGGAAGCUAAAAGUUCAGCAUCUGAGCGAUUAGAGAAAAAUUAUAAGCGGGAAAUAAUUGAGAAAAUUGAAAGUAAUUAUAAGCGUUAUCUGCCCCAAACACUAUUAAAGGAGCACAAAUAUUUUGUAAAAUCUAAAAUCUGUGCGACAUUUAAAAAUGUACGGGAAAAGAAAAUUGGCUUCACAGAAUUCAAAUUCUACUAUAUAUCUGAGGUGUGUAAGCUUGCUCCCACCUAUUUAAUGGAAAUGUAUGUUGCUACUGUUAAUUAUAUCCCGAAUGAUGAUCUAUUAAUGGUGCGGACACCGACAUCUGGUAGAGGAGAUAGUGGAACAAGAGUUUUUGUUAAGUUAGACACUCAUGACCAUCCGGAGCCGGGUUUGAAAAUUUCACGGGAAAAAGUGAAGUGGACCUUAUUGACAAAGAUCGAGGAUAUAUUUGCAAUAUGUAUCGGAGGGGACGUGUGUGCAUUAUUGGAGAUCACAGGACUACCCCAGGGCUAUCGCAUGCAAUUUGGCUCAAGGACUGAAUUAGAGUCCUUCAUCACAUAUAUAUCGGGCUAUUCAAGACUAACUGCGAAAUGGAUGACUGAUUUGUGUGCGAACUUCCAAACUCCCUCCUUACAAAAACUGAAGGACCUCAAAUGCCAUGGACCAAUUGGUGGUGCGUUUUCCUUCGCCAAAUUACGAGAACUAUCUCUAAAUGGUGCCACCUGCCUAAUCCGUCAAUGCGAAAAAGAAUACGAUGUAUAUUAUAUUGACAAAGCGAAGACUAAACUAGAAAAAAGUUUGGCGGUGGAUGUACUCACUACUAAAAUAACCAGAGAAAAUAACAAAUGGCUUCUACACUCAAACGAUGGCGUAAAAGCAUUUGAUGAUUUAAAGGAUUUAAGGAACUCUAUUUCAACAAAAAUUCUAUGGCCAUCAGAAUACGAAAAGGCACCACUUCUGCUAAUUUGUUUGCCAAAAAAUUUACAACCAAAGAAGACUGACACGGAAUUAAGUGAUGCUGAACUCCGAAAAAGAAAAGUCCAAAUAUUUGAUCGGAAACAAGAUCUGCGAUGGUAUCAGAAUACAGAACGUAUGUGCGAUAACGGUAAAAUAAUGUUAGUUCGUGGAGACUGGAUCCAAGGAGGCGUCUGCAAAGACGUUAGUGUUAUGCUAAAGAUAUUUUUAUCAGAAAGUAACCCCAAGGAGUUCACGGACUUGGCCAGCUUUUGUAGUCAAAUUUUUUCAGCGCAAUUUUUAAAACUACAUGGUUUGACCUUAAAUACUCCUUAUACAAUGGUAAUGGAGUAUUAUCAUGCGCCACUCGACGAAUUUCUUCGAAAGAACAAAGACGAAAUAUCCCUCCAAAUGCUAAUAUCUAUUGUAUAUGAUUUGGCGAGAGGUAUCGAAUAUCUGAGAGUGAAACAUAUGCAUCAUGGAUUUAUUCGCUGUUCUAAUUUGUACGUGACAAAAUACGACCUGAAAUCCAAUUGCAUCGAGACGAAAAUUGGCGAUCCCGGAAUUCGUCGUGCUUAUUCCCACGAAGAUUUACCUUGGAUACCUCAGGAAUAUUAUAAUAAUCCCGAUGGUGUUCGCGGGGACGAGUGUGCAGAUGAGUGGGCCUUCGCAACAACUAUUUGGGAGAUAUUUGCGUAUGGUAAGAGCAUAUUGGAAGAGCUCGAAUGCAUUGGAAAACCCGCCAAAAUUGUUGAAAAGCUACUAAUGAAUCGGUCUCGAACCGGUGGCAUACUACUCAAACCAAGCGAAUGUUGUCCAGAAGAGAUCUCUAAUAUGAUGUUCGACGGCUGGAGUUUGGACGCUUCCAAUCGGUUUCAAACAGGAAAUAUCUUCGGUACGCUAAACACUCUCAUAGGAAGGUACAGGCCUAGUUAUGAACGUAUUUUCACCAACGAACGCGAAGACCAUCUUCCAUACGAAGAUAGUGAUAGUGAUAAUGAUAUAGACAAUGAAAAUAGUGGGAAUUGCGAUGCUUUCUCAAGUCAGUCGAUUACACCGUUUAUUUCCCCCAAUCAAGGAUUUUCACAUACUGGAAUGCCUGGUCGCCCUUGGGAUGAUACACAAUGGGUUUUAACAUUGCCAAUUGGAAAAGUUAUUAUUAUUAAACAAGUAGCCCAGGGUCAUUAUGGCACUGUGCAUUGGGGCGAAUUACGUUACAACGAUCCAAAUACAGCGCCAGAAGAAGUGGCAGUGAAGAAAUUUAAACCUGAAGCUACAUCGAAUCCAAAAGAUUUCUUACGGGAAAUAAAAAUAAUGCAGUCCAUGAAUCAUCCGAACGUUGUUAAAAUUAAAUAUUCAGUCCGAAAGCCCAUUUCUAUCGUAAUGGAAUACGUGUCUGGAGGCUCCUUUCUUGUACUGUUAAAAACCUCCAAUUUGACCAAUAAUAAGCUGUUACAUUUCGCCAGUGACAUUGCUAGGGGCAUGGAAUACUUAGUGAGUAAACAAAUUAUACACAGAGAUCUGGCAACACGAAACAUUUUGUGGGAUAAGGAGAAAGAUUAUGUUAAAAUAUCCGAUUUUGGACUAUCACAGUUUGCAAAUGCAGAUGGUUACUAUUGGGGAUUUAGCCAACGUGAUAUUCCCAUAAAAUGGUAUUCGCCAGAGUCCAUAGCAUACAAUAAAUUCUCCAUGAAAUCAGACGUGUGGUCUUAUGGUGUGACUAUGUUUGAAACGUUUUCGGGCGGAGAUAUGCCAAAUCUGGUUCCCAAUCGGGAGCUUAGUCAAGACGAGUUUCUACAACGACUUCAACUGGGUGAAAGGCUCAGAAAACCAGAUUUGUGUCCACAAAUUGUAUACGACAAACUUAUGCUGCCAUGCUGGCAAGCUGAUCCAAAGGCGCGGCCUACUUUUACGGCGUUGCUUGACUCUAUUCGGUCAAUUAUGUUCGAAGGGGCAGCCAUUUAACGUGCAAAAUUAAAAAAAAAAAAUUAUUACGAAAAUCUCACGGACCAUAUGAAAUUUACAAAUGCAAGUAAUUUACUUUGUCUAUUAAAUAUGGUACUUGCUCCUCGGCCCAGCCAAUUUAUGUACAUACAUACAUAUUAAUUAAUUUACUUAUAAGUUUUUAAGUCAAAACUGAAAAGGAAAUUAGGUGUUACUUUGGUAUAUAUACAUAUUAUAUGUAGGUAGUUAAGAUUUGCAUUUUUAGAAAAGUGUAAGUAAGUGCAUUCAUAUAUGAGACCAUGAGAGCAGAAGUGGCCUAACCCAAACAUUUUUUUUUUUGAAUGCUCCCCUACUUAAAAUAGUCUCAAACCAGAUAAAUUUUAAAAUUUAAGUCGCCUAUUCUUUUAUUUUAAGGCAAAGAGCUUCAUCAAAUAAAAGAAUAAGCGACCUUUACUUUAAAAUUUAUCACAUUUGAAACUAUUUAAAGAAGUUACGUUACCUACAAGAAAAAAAAUUCCAGGUUAGGCCACUUUUGCUCUCGUUGCCUCAAUAUGUGUGUAUACGUAUGUACAAUGUUGUGUCUUAGUUUCUUUAGAAUUCAUAUGGUUAUAUUUACGUUACAAUUAUACCAGAACUUUGUUUUAGAGUAAAGUAUAUUUUAAGAACGCCAUAUCUAAGCUUUUGUGAAUUUUUCCUUCGAUUAAAAUUAAAAUGUUUGGAAUAAAACCUUCACGAGUAUAAAUACAA